GUUUGUAAUUAAUUGAAAUUGAAAGAGAAGAGUAAAUUAAUAAAAAUUAGCAUUAAAAUAAUUAGAUAAAUAUAUGAGUUUUAUAACGAGGCAAUCGGGAUCUUUUUUUUGAACGAGAAGGAUAAGCAGCCAUUGAUUCUUGUCUACGAGAGUACCCCUACAACUGUAAAAUAUUCCUCUCUCUGACUCCGACCAUACACCACCGGUGAUUCUGCCCGGAAUCUUUUCUUUGGUGACCACAAAAAGCGUACUCGUGCGUACUCUAGUUUCCUCCGUCUCGCCUUCGCAGCCUAAAAUCCACUGUUCCAAAAAUCUUCUGAAUCAGAAAAAUUUCUUAGGAAACUAAGGAUUAGACGAUGAUAAAACGAUCCAGUAACUGCGCUAUUUGCGAGAAUACAAAUCGAGCUUCUAUCUGUAGCGUUUGCGUUAAUCAUAGAGAUUCUUUGUAUACAAAGCUGAGUGAGCUUUUGGAAGCUAAGGGAAAAGCUGAUUAUCAGAAGAAUUGGAGAUUGCUUCAAAAUGAGAAGCUUUCGAAUUUGAAGAAUAAACUUAGGAGAAUCAAGGAACAAGUGACUCAAGGGAAGGCUAAGAUUGAAAGAGAAUCUCGUGAUCUCAAACUUAAAUAUGGAGUCCUUGAUUCAGCUCGCUCCACGCUGGAAAAAAUUAGAGUUGAACAAGUGGAGAAGUAUUUUCCCAAUCUUAUAUGUACGCAGAGCCUUGGCCAUAUGGCAAUCUCAUCUGAACGCCUUCAUAAACAGUCUGUGGUUGUGAAACAAAUAUGCAAAUUGUUCCCUCAGCGUCGAGUUAGUCUUGAUGGAGAGAGUCAGAAUGGUGCAGUUGGUCAGUAUAAUCUCAUUUGCAAUUCACGUCUCCCGAAAGGUCUGGACCCUCAUUCAAUCCCAUCAGAAGAGCUCACUGCGUCUUUGGGGUUGAUGGUGCAGCUUCUGAACCUAGUUGUUCACAACUUAGCCGCUCCUGCACUCCAUAGCUCAGGUUUUGCGGGCUCUUGCUCGCGCAUAUGGCAGCGAGAUUCCUAUUGGGACGCACGUCCUUCUACUCGAAGCAACGAGUACCCUCUCUUCAUACCGCGCCAAAACUAUUGUUCAACCGGCGUUGAAAACUCAUGGACAGAUAAAAACUCGAGCGAUUUCGGCGUUGCUUCAAUGGAAUCCGAUAGAAAAGAAGCGCGACUGAACUCUACGGGAAGCAACAGCUUUAAUUACUCCUCUGCUUCUCCUCAUUCAGUUGAGUCACACAGAGAUUUGCAGAAAGGCAUAGCUCUUCUCAAGAAAAGCGUUGCUUGCUUGACGGCGUAUUGCUACAAUUCGCUUUGCCUUGAAGUACCUCCCGAGGCCUCGACUUUCGAAGCAUUUGCCAAGUUAUUGGCUACGCUUUCCUCGUCGAAGGAGGUCCGAUCAUGCAAGCAAGCUCAACAACUCAACAAAUCCAUUUGGAGUGCUCACUCUGUCAUCUCAAGCUCCAUUCUGGAAAGCGCCCAUCUUCCGAGGAACUUAAGCUAUAACCAGGAUCCGAACACAGCAGCAAGUUAUCUCUCUGCAACUGAAUCAUCAGAGAUUCGGAAGAACAACGAUACGAACGGAUGGGAUUUGGUGGAGCAUCCGAAAUACCCGCCACCACCAUCACAGUCAGAGGAUGUUGAGCACUGGACUCGUGCUAUGUUUAUUGAUGCCAGGAAAAGAUGACGAGUUGGUUCUUUCUUGUUGAAUGAUGCGAAACCUUUGGUAUAUAGUCUUACAAUGUACAGAAACACAUAUCACCGGUAGAUUCUUGUUUCAGGGAUAGAUUCGGUUUUUAAGCCUCUAUAUAUCUGAACUUUCAUUUAAGUCAAAAGUUGGGUUCGACAUUUUUUGGGGUACCUUUUCUAGUUUGGAUCGAAUUCGGUUUCAGAUUUUCAAAUAUACUAGAUUAUAACUUCGCGCCUGCCUG
Molecule: messenger RNA, 1947 nt
Organism: Thlaspi arvense
Lineage: Eukaryota; Viridiplantae; Streptophyta; Magnoliopsida; Brassicales; Brassicaceae
Source: the annotation of a GenBank genome assembly